UGGACUGUAAGAAAAUAGAAUCAAAGGGAGAAGAGUCUUCGAGAGAUGAUUACAUGAAAAAUGGGAAUGAAUUGGUGGAGCAGACCAAAAUCCGUCUCAUGAGAGCUUUUGUUGAAGCUCAGGAUUCUUCCUCCAAGGUAAUGGAUGAUCUGAUGUUAAGAAGGUUCCUACGUGCUCGUGAUUUAGAUGUAGAGCGGGCAUCAGCCAUGUUCCUGAAGUACUUGAAAUGGAAACAAUCUUUUGCUCCUGAUGGGUCAAUUUCUGCUUCAGAAGUACCAAUUCAAAUUGCACAGAACAAGCUGUUUCUACAGGGAUCAGACAAGAGAGGAUGUCCUAUAGCAGUUCUACUCGGUGCAAGACACUCUCAAGUCAAGGGGGGCCUCGAGGAGUUCAAACGUUAUGUAGUCUACGCUUUCGACAAGAUAUGUGCAAGGAUGCCACCAGGACAGGAGAAGUUUAUUUUCAUUGGUGAUCUGGAAGGCUGGGGAUAUUCAAACAGUGAUAUCCGAGGAUACCUAGGAGCUCUAUCCAUUUUGCAGGACUACUAUCCAGAAAGACUAUGGAAGAUUUUCAUUGUCCAUGUGCCUUUCGUGUUUAUGACAGUAUGGAAAAUCUUUUGCCCUUUUAUUGACAACAAAACUAAGCAGAAGAUUGUAUUUGUUGAGAACAAAAUGCUGAAAUCAACUCUACUUGAAGAGAUUGAUGAAAGCCAACUCCCUGAAAUUUAUGGAGGCAAACUACCAUUGGUUCCUAUCUAGGAUGUGCAAACUGAUUACCAUGCCAAGUAAAAAAGUAAACA
Molecule: messenger RNA, 799 nt
Organism: Argentina anserina (silverweed cinquefoil)
Lineage: Eukaryota; Viridiplantae; Streptophyta; Magnoliopsida; Rosales; Rosaceae
Exons: 6
Coding region: 54-758 (234 amino acids)
Source: RefSeq, a predicted model, not a curated record